AUGGUUGACUCAGAAAACGUUGAUACACUGAAUGCAAUGGAAAACUUACAAGAGCAGGAAGACCUAGAAGACGAGUAUCAGUUCUUCCGGUCGUUGGUCAAAAGUAACAUAUUUAAACUUACCAGCGGCAAGGGUAGGCAUACCAGAAUCUCAACGAUAAUACAAUUUAUAAACUCUAUACAGAGUGUCCUACGAGGAUAUAUGAUUAUGGCGAUAUCUUUGAAAGUAUUAACUUUUUUCGCAACUUGUUUUUUUUUUUUUUUUAAGAAAUAAGUAGUGGUAGAUUAUGUAUGUGACGCCACAGAGCGUGACGUUUAAAUAUUGUUACGCUACUCUACCCUUCACCCCUUACCAAUUUUAAAAGUGGAAUAUCUCGUCAACGGAUUGGCGUAAAUCAAACAUUUCAACACCGGAAUGUAUUUAAACUAAUACUUCGUCUAUUUGUGGAACUUUUAAUAAAGGUUACCAUUUGAAAAAAAUAGUAGGUAGGUAGUCGGUUAGUUCCUAAAAAUAAGGGUGAUAAAAAAUAAUAGUAAUGUAACAUUUUAGAGAUACUUGUUUAUUAAAUUGUCAAAAAAAAAAAAAAAAUACGAAAAAAUUUAAUAAUUUUCAAGGUAUCACAAUGAUCAUACUUUCGUAGGACACCCUGUAUACUAAUAAUGCAAAUCGUCAUUUCGUAUAUCGUGUGUUCAUUAUUUACAGAACAACGUGUGAUGUGUACUUGGUUGCAUAAUUGCGACAAUGUGAUAAAAGACAAGUCGAUAAAAUGCGGAACCAUCAAAAUAAUGUUGUUAUCACUUCAGCAUCCGGAAGGGCCCCUAAAUUAUUUCAAACAGACCGACCAGACUGAGUUACCGUCAGACGUGAUUAACACUUUAGAAUCGGUCAGUGGAUUUUGAACCUAAAAAAGCACUCAUGAGAUGCGUGGCAUACGAUUUUAACGCGUUUAAAUAUUUUAAAAAUAAAUUACGAUAUAAAAAAAAUUGUUUAUAUGAUAUAUAAAACGUCGCUUUUAUAGCUGAACAAAUUUCUCAACACGACGUUGAACGCAGAAAACGAUCCUAAAAAUGUUGACGACGAGAGCGCGAACACAUUUCAAAACAUUGUCGCCGCAGUGUCCGCGGACCUGACUAGCUUUGCUUCCACGUACGUGGACCACAGAACUGUGCAAGUGUUUUACGCUAGGUCCGAUCACGUCAUAAACACGUGGUGUUUACCGGAACAAGUGCAAUUUCCCUUGGACAGCUAUUCGUCGUCACGUUGGGAGAGUGCGAUGUCCACAAGGCCGAUUACGCGAAUCCGACCCGCGAGUCAUAUGGUCCAAAAUCAUGUCAGCAGUGAAUUAUCAAUUGCUAAGUUCGUACAAAUCAUUGCACAAUAUUAUAGCAAUAGGCAUUGUAUUAGUAUUAUAUAGUUUUAUUAUACAUGUGCGGGAGUAAAAUGGAUUUAACACCAGAAUUUUGUGGGGUAUACCUAAUACUAUCUUUUCAAACCCGUCCCGACCCCCGUAUAUUAAAGGGAGUUGUUUUACCUUUUCAUAGCCUGAGUGCGUCCGCAGUCGUAUCAAUGCAACCUGAGGUAGGUACCUAUUUAGACCUAUUUAAAAGCUAGUAAACAAAAUUUUGUUUCAACUUUGAUAAUAAAACUCAAUACGAUUAUGGAGUACAGCUAGUAAUCGUGUAGUAACUAAUCUAUUGAACGAGUACAUAACCGUAAUUCCCAAAAUUUUCAAAAAAACGUAAAAAUUGUUAUGUUUUAAUGUACAAAAAUAUUUAAGUACCUAAAUCUAAAUAUGUACAACCAAUGCCUAGGUAAAUAAGUUUAUCUAAUCAAUAAUAUAUAUAGUAAAUAAAUAUACAAAUAAAAAAUGUAUAUAUAUAUAUAAAUAAAAAUAAAUAAAUGAAUGAAUGCAUCGCUUGGAGUACCUAUUACGAACAAAUUUAUCAACAGGUACCUGUAUCACAGUUAAAAUGUAAAACGCGACCUUGUCGACUUUGUUUUACAAUAACACAAUAUGUUCACUAACUAAAAAUAACAUUAUCAAUUUGAGAUUUACUUAAUCAAUAACUAAUAAAAAAAAACAAAUGUGUUCAACUUUGUCGACUAAGUCGAGUUUUACAUUUUGACUGUGAUAUAACUGAUAAUGAAUUUUUAAUUCGAAACUGGUCGUAUAAUACACUUAUCAUAAUACUCUAGACGACGCAUUCAUUCAUUUAUUUUUUAUUUUUUAUUGAUCAAUUUUUUAUUUAUGUAUUUAUAUAUUAUAUUUAUUACGACUAUUAACCAUUUUAAUAAUAUUAUUUUUACUUUAUUAUUUUAUUAUCAAUAAUAGAUAAUAAAAUAACUGAAUAUUUUUGGGGUUUAAGUCGGUUUACCUCCCAGUGAUGCACCUUGGGUAACUAUAUGAAAAAGGAGCGUUUCGGGAUGCACUUGGGCAACCUAGGUCUAUAAUUUUAUGCCAAAAGUACCUCUGCAAACCUGCAAGUACAGCAACAAAAUAAUUCACUUAGAAUCCCUCUACGUAAAAUAUGUAUUUCAGAAUCGCAGAAAUUAUUACCAAUGAAAAAUAUCGUAAACUGUGAUCAAUUUAAUGUUCUAUAAGUUUAAUGCUAUAAAGGUUUUAUAGUUGACAAUUUUGUAUGCAUUUAAUCAGACAGUCUUCAGGAUCCUUCUUUAAUUACAUUAAACAUAAGUUAAUGAAAUCGCAUACUUAACAUUUUUAAACAGAAUCGAAAAAUAAUUGGAUAAAUCUUAUUUAUAAUGUCAAUUAUUAUUACUUAUCAUAUCGAUAUGUUUAUAUUAGGAGUGAAACAAAAAGAAAAUGUGCAGAUUAUAUGACCGACCAAGAAGAACUAGAGGGUGUUCAGGGAAAGUUUAUAUGGUACGAACAUAGCAGAUUAGACGGCAGCUUAAAACCAAUGAACGAAAUUUCUAUUGACAAGUAUGUAAAAACAAAUUAUAUCUGUACACAACGAUAGACCAUUGCUAAAGAAAAACGAUUCUGAACGAAAUUCGAUUAUUUCAAAUGCCUACAAAUUGUUAAAAAAUCAGUGGAAUUUUUUGAACAGUUUACCACGUUUAUGAAAGACUAAUAUAAGUAUUUAGUGAAAAUUUCUCUAUACGAUCAUGUUGAACCAAAUUACAAAAAAAUUCAAAAUUAAGGGAGACUAGUUUUAGUCCUCUAUUUAUUUUUUCUUAAGUUAUUGAUUAAAUAAACACUGAUAAUGUUAUUUUUAGUUAGUGAACAUAUUGUCUUAUUAUCAUCACAAACUAAUUUAACGGUAUCACUUUUAAAUAAACGUAAUACAUAAAAUACCAUAAUCAUUGUUUUACGGUCAAUUCCAUACAUUUAUAUGCAAAUAACUUUUUUUUAAAAGUAAUUAUGUCAAAAAAUUAUGCUGACAUUUGAAGUACAAUAAUAACCUUUUAAUUUUAAUUUUUUAAAUUUGAAAUGUACACAUAAUAAAAUAUAGGUACAUGAAUAUAUAAAGAAUAUAUUUAUUCCUUUAAGCCUGAGCUUGUAAUAUAGUAUAGUGUUCAAUAAUCCAAAAGAUAACAGUUUUUUUUUUUUUAUCAAAUAUAAAAUAUUUCAUACAGGAUACAGAUACGAUUGACAAAUGACAGAACUUAACGUUGCAUAAUAUCUUUUUAUGUUAAUAUGUUUUUAGUUAUGUUAAAAUACUGAUAAUAUAUGUUGACUAAAAUUUAGUAUUUAGUAAAUUAAUAAGCGGGCCGGUACUUUUGUAUUUUCUCGGGCCGAAAUCUUUUUCCAAUCUCGCCCCUGGUAGCAACCUACCUAUCUACAUAUUUUGUAUACUGAAAGUGAAAACCGUAGAUAAUAAAUACAUUUUAUAAAUAAAUUAUCUAUAAUAUAAUUUGUUCCUUGUCACAUAAACUUGCAAGCCAUACUUGUUUUCGUAUACAAUAUUAUGUAUACCAUACAUAGUAUUUUUUUUUUAUUUUUUCAUUUUGGUAAACGCACAAAAGCUAUACCUACCUUUAGUGGUAUAUGCCCUUAUAACAAAACACCAUCGAUAAGAACGAUAAGUUUGUCAUGUGUAACAAUUUGCACACGUUAACUUUAUUUUCUAAUUUGCUUAUUAUGAUCUGUAAUAUAGAUUGUAAAUAUUCUUUAUAAAAUAAAAAAAAAAAUUGAGAAUUGUUUAGUCCCUUCAAUUAAUUAGAUUAUGCUACACUAGUAAGUAAGAUUUCUGGUAGAAAAUAAUAAUUAAAAAAAGUAAAGUAAUGUAAUGUUAACGUAUUAAAUAUUCGAAAUUUUUUACCCAACUAUUAAAAAAAGGUUUUGGAAAAUCAAAAGAAUGAUAUCACCGAUACACAAAAAAAAUAAAUACACUAAAAGAGGUGUCUUGUCAUUUUUCGAUUGGAUCAAAAAUUCUAAAAUAAAAAUUGUUUAAAGAGAGAAAAACAAAAAGAUGUCUUUGGAUAAUGGAGACGGGUACAGCCACUGUUAUUAUAGGUAAUUUAGUGUAUACCUGUAAGCAAUGAUAUAAACUAUUGCCUACGAAAAAACGAUUUUGAGCAGAGUUCAGUUGAUAAUAAUACUUUUUAAACAAUAUAUGUAUAUAUCAUAUUAUAGUAAAAUAAUUAAAUAAGCUCUAUAUAUUUUCUUUAAUACUAUUUAUUUAAUAUUGUAUCGAUUUUCCCAGUUUUUCAUAUUUUCUGAGAAAACUCCGAGAAAAAUCGAUAAAUGACCUCUUUAAAGUACCUUUCCAGUGAGAUUUCCUUUCAGGAACAUUACUAUUAUCAAAAGUUGAAACGAAAUUGCUGGUAAAAAAGUUGUCCACAGAAAAAAAUAAUCGUAAUAUUAUACUUCGUAAAUUUUACUGUUUUUUUUUUUCAGUUUUUUGCAUUUGAUGAGAAAACUCUUAAUAAAAUCUAAAAAUGACUUCUUUGAGAUAUUCCCCAAAUCGAUUUCCUUUCAGAAAAGUUGCUAUACGUAAAAUUCGGAGCAAGUUCUCUGGUAGAAAAGUUAAAAAAAAAAAAAAUAAAAAAUAUCUUUGUAUAAGCUCCUUUGUUCCAUUCAGAAUCUGAAAAAAAAAACGUAGUAAAACUAAAACAUUCCUCGUUCUGCUAAGAAUCUAGAAAACUAUAGCUGUACAUUAAAACAACCUAGUAUGACAAUAUGACCACUAUUUAAAACAUUUGUACUUUAUGCCCAUACAAUUUUAAAACAUUUAUUUUUAUACUAAAUAAUAAUUAAUUAGGGAUACUUGCUUGCACGAGAAAAACCAAUUGAACAUGGACGAACGUGCAAUUAGCGUGGUGAGCAGGGUGUAUCCUGGUCACUUGCGAAUGAUCCUCGAUCCAGUGCUUAUCGCAGAAGUCACCGGCAUACAUUUAAACCAGCCGGCAAAAGAUUUGACCACCCACGAAACCACACUAGAUAUCGAAGCGAUGGACUGUAUAAGUAAUGAAGUAUUAAUGUAAUUGUCGUUAGGAUUUUUUUAUAGGGGAAGGGGUUCUUUUAAACCGUAUUAAGGGAGAAACAGUUUUUUUUUUUGAGAAGAUCGCUAAAAUAAGAAACAAAUAAUGCUCAAGUAAAAUCUAAUAGAGCUGAUAUAUGAAUUAAAAUUGUCUCAUAAUUGUUGAUAAUAUUAUCACUGACCGAGCUAUUAGAAGGUAUAUGUUGAACGGAAUGUUGGAUAAGUUAAUAUGUACUUAGUACAAUGAAUAAGAAUACGUAAAUAAUAUAGAUUCUAAUUUUUAGAAACUUCCGGUGAAAUCACAUUGAGUAAUCAACAUCGACCGAAUGCCGGAGAAGAUAGGAAUUUUGACGCUGAACUUACAGUCGAUGAAACCACAGUUCCAGAAAGCAGACUGAACAUUGGCGAAUUUUGCGGGCAAAGUGGUACGUCCUGGUACAGUAUCUGAAAUCUUAAAACACGCGUACAAUAAAAUUUCACUUUACAUUCUCAGACCCUCGUAGUGAGCAAGAUUUUAUUAGUAUACAAGAAAUAUCCAACGAAUCGCCGAACGACAGAGUAGAUCAAAAUUCUGCUAAAAUGAAGGACACCGAUCGAAACACAACUUCAGAAACCAAAGAAAAUGUCGAAGAAAUGUGUAAACAGAGUGCGUAUCUUAAAAUAACGUCUAAAACGGAAGUUCGCGUAUUAAAAUAAUAUUAAUUUCUGUUUACUGUCCAUAAUAAUACUGUAGAAUCAGAGUCUUGUAGUGUAUCGAAAAGUACAGAUUCGGUAGUAAACGCCGAAGACCGACCGCAAGACGGAGAAGACUCUCGUGAAGACCAAGUUAAGAUUGACACAAUACUGAUAGAAGUUGAUGGGGACAUGAGUCAUGAAGUUAUCACACCGGACAUCGUCACCGAGUUUUGCGAACAAAGUACGUAUACCAUAAGUGUCUGAAACUGACGCACGUAAAAUAAUUAGUAUUAUAGUUUCAGAGCCUUGUAGUGAACCAUCGAAUUGUGAUUCGUUGGGGAACCCCGAAGAACAGCCGAAAAACGAAAGCGAUCAAUGUGCUGACACAAUGACGAUAGAAACUGACCAUUCGAACAUUAUUCCAGAAGUUCAACCGGAAAUAAUCAAUAUUUGUAGACAAGGUAUGUACUUAUAGUAAUAGGCGUGCGCUGCGGUAUGCGCAGGGGCAGUUUUUUGUUCUUUAUUAUUUAGUGUGGUAUUUCAUAAACUCUGUUAUAAACAGUAAUAAGUUAAGAAAUGUUGACAGUUGAGCUAAGAUUUUUUUUAAAUUUUCAUCACGGCUAUAAAUGAUAUUUUUAAUAGUGAUUUUCAUCAAGUACAUUAUAGUGAUAUGUACUGGAAAUCGGGAAUUGACAUAUCAACGAAGCCCUAGUUACAUACCCAUUGACGUUACCUUGUAGAGUUGCAGAUAACCAAUAACUAUAUAGCAGUUUGAUAACAUCAUUCGCGCGAAAAUGAUUGAUAUUAUCAUAGUUUCUACGAGUACAUAUUGACUUGUGAACUUAAAAGUUAUAUAAAAAAAUUAUGAUUUAUGUCUUUAUGAAAGUGGUUAAAAAAUGCAUCUAUUUUGAAAUAAACCUAUUGGCAUCCCCUGCGAAAAAAGUUUGCACACGAGUGCUGCUAUUGUGCUGAUAGUACCUAUCUACUUUUAAUACCGUUACAUUUGUAUUAUAAUAAUAAUAAGGGCCCGGAUUUAUGUGCUUUAAAAACAUUUGAAAUAUUCUAUAAAGCAUAAAUGCAUAUUUUAUAACAUAUAUGCAUUUAUGCUGUUGUUUUGUAGAAAUAUGCCUUUUAAAAUAAAACAUAUGCACAAAAAAAUCGAUUUUCAAAAAAAAAAAAAAACUAAUAAUAAUUUUUUUUUUUCUUAAUUUUUAAAGUAGGUACAACAAAUUGAUUUGUAAUGGUAUUUUCGAUAUUUUUCAAGCAAUACAUAAAAUAUUUUUAUACUAAUAUAAUUAUAACCAACAUAUUUUAAAUUAUGCAUUUAAAACCCAUUUAUGUGCAAUACAAGAUCGUAAAAUACAGAAAUAUGCAGUACAUGUCAAAAAUUAGUAAAAUAUGCCAAAUAAAACUUUAUAUUUCAGUUCUAUUGACUAUAAUUUAAACUUGUAGCUUAACUAGCUACUUUUCAGACCGUCCAAAAAAACAUAUAAUUAUAAUAUAACUCCGGGCUCUAAUAAUAAUAAUAUGAUCAUAGUUUCAGAUAAUUGUUGGGAGCUGUUGUGUGAUGACUCUGUAGUAGCAAGUGAUUUAUUAGCAAAUGCUGCAGAAGAGUGGCCAAACGACAGACAAGACCAAUGUGCCGACAUAAUAAAGGUGGAAGUCGAUCGGGACAUUAUUCAAAAUGUCUCAUCGGACAUAAGCGAAUUGUGUUUAAAAGGUGCGUACUGAUACAAAACGCAUAAGAUGAAUAACAAUAGUAAUAAAAACAGUCACAAUAAUAGCGUAUAACUAUUAUAUUAUUAUUAAAGUCUCAGAGAUUUGUGAUUCGUUAGUGAACCCCAAAGAUGAAGGACCGGACAUCGGAAAAGCCCAAUGCGUUGAUUCAAUAACGAUGGAAACCGAUCGGGGAAUUAGUCACGUCGGAUCUGAUAUCCGUGAAUUCUAUAAGCAAAAUAACAAGCGUCAGACCAUAGUCGUGUCAGAAUCACCACCGUGGCAGGUAUAUUACUGCACCGGAUCAGCCGGCUCGUCACGCGCGUCACUCCAUUUGUCACCGGCGACAGUGGAAGUGCGCCGUUCGUCUAAUUGUAUGCACAAUGAUUGGCCGUCUUCAGUGUUCAACACAUCUCGUCCAAGAGCUACCUUACAAUUCAGACGGCGCUAUUACUUGAGGUUCAGGGCUGGUAGUGAUAACCCCGGUAGGAGGUGGUUGUCAGCCGGAAACGAUCGCUUCGCGCAAAUGUGCAACAACGGCAACUGCGUUGCACAACGACCAGCCAUUUGGGAAGGCAAUAAUCAACAACCACUCUUGCCGCCGUUCCGGCCGUACCGAAAUACGAGUACCCCAAACACCAGCCCGCGUCGAUCACAGCAGCCAAGUAGACGAAUAACGGACCAUGGCUUUGGUCAGAUGCCGCAACCGUACAACAACCCGCCGCCGUUCCGGCAACCGGGCAACAAUCAACUGCCGGUAUUUCCACCACGCAACAAUCUACGACGCGAUCGGCGUGCCACCUGCACGGACUUACCAACAAUGAAUAAUGCCCGUCCGUGUACGCGGCGAUACACUUAUGAUAUACUACCCGAACAGUCAAUUGACGGUAAUCCAAAUGCCACUCGUCACGACUCAGUAGCUACAGGGGCCAGCCGAUACACUUAUGAUAUACUACCCGAACAUUCAAUUGGCAGUAAUUCAAAUUCCACUCGUCACGACUCAGCAGCCACAGAGGCCGGCCGAUACACUACGUAUACCGUGAGCGGAUCCAUAAACAUCGUAGCGACACAACAGCAGCAGCAGCAGCAGCAACAGCAACAAUCGCAACAGCAACAGCAGCCGCACAGACAAAACCCGGUUGAGCCGCUGGAAAACUACUUGAACGCCGACAUGGCAAUACCGCGGAAUAUUGCUGUACCCGAAUGCCCAUUUGUACGGAUAGAUGAGAACGCGCGGGACAGAAACACGCCUGAACAUUGGCGCAAUCCAUUUGUCUCAAACGACGAGAACGGCAACGGCAACGGCAGCGGCAGCGGCAACGCGGCUGAUAGCUGGGUCUACCAAGGCUCGGUAGAAUCGUUAGGCUCAUUAGGCUCGGAGUCGAUGUCCAUUGAUGUGAGCCCCGUGCUCAACGAUGACAACGAAUAUUUCCAGGACGCUGACGAUCCGUUCGCCAUGCAGCAGGGCCUUCGCGAAGCACCAGUCCAUCGCCUGAGAACCGGUUCUGCGGGCCAUGGCCCGUCCGGACGUCGUCAGCCUGAUUCAUUUUUCCGAAACACUCGUUAG
Cinara cedri is the source of this 9402-nucleotide messenger RNA. Lineage: Eukaryota; Metazoa; Arthropoda; Insecta; Hemiptera; Aphididae. The record is from the annotation of a GenBank genome assembly.